Neltuma alba is the source of this 926-nucleotide messenger RNA. RefSeq lists its product as uncharacterized. The coding region runs from base 113 to 568 and encodes 151 amino acids. Lineage: Eukaryota; Viridiplantae; Streptophyta; Magnoliopsida; Fabales; Fabaceae. The transcript has a single exon. The record is from RefSeq and is a predicted model, not a curated record.
ACUGCUAUAAAUUCACUCUUCUUUCGUGCCCUUUUUGCCUCACAUAUACCUCUCUUCUAAUAGCUACUAUACCUAUACCUUUUCUCUCUCCAGUUUUAAAAAAGAAAAAAAAAUGAUGCAAACCGUGUUUGCUUGCUUGAACAGGCAAGUCUCAGAUGUUAAAGUAGGAUCAGUAGUAGAGCAAGCUGAGGCAAAACCGGCUGUAUAUAGAGAUGAGUUGACGAAAAAGCAAGCACCCUGCAGAAAGGCGGCCGUGGCAGUGAAGAAAAGUGUGAGGUUUGCUGAUUCAGAGCCCACAAUUUUAGGAGGAGAUGAGUUGGAGAAGGAAAAGGAAAGUGGGAAGAGAAUUAUAAGCAGUGGUAAUAAUAAAAGGGAGGGGAUUAGAGUGAAGGUGAAGAUGACGAGGGAAGAAGCAGCCAGACUGUUAUCAAAGUGCAAAGAAGGAGGAUUUCUUGAGUUCGGGGACGUUGCUCGUGAGCUCGUAUCCAUCCCAGUAGGCCGCGUUAGCGUCGUGCCCACUUCCUUAAACAAGAUCGAAGAAGCCACUCUUGAUGAAAUGGCUGAAUAGUUAGUAGCCUUUAAUUAGCUCUAGAAAGAUGCAGCAGAAAACUAUAUGUAUAGCAGUCCUUUACUACUGAACUUAUACUCUUUUUUUGGGACAAAUACUUCACCACUGUAUCAUAUGUGAUCUCUAUAUAUGUAUUUUUAGAUGUGAAGUUUACGCCAAGCAUGCAUUGCUUAUAGACUUCUGAUCCUUCUCAUCUUUCUGAUCUUUGAUAUAAAUGAUUAGAGACAGGGUAGGCAGAAUGAUAUUCCCAAGUUGAGAUCAGUUGUUGGAACAGGAAAGUAUUAAAGAGGGGCUUCAGAUUGGAUUAUCAGAGGCAUACUGUAAAUAUCUCUUUUUGGCAAUGUAUUAUAUAGAGUAU